UCGAUACAAUAUACUGACGUAAUAAUAGGGGGUGCGGUAUAAACGAAACAAGACUAUUCUUAUUUUUUAUCACGGUUCUAGUGCCUAUUCUUGUAUACGAAGUUUAAAGAGUGAGGACGCCUGACGCGUGUUUAUAGAGUAUCGAGUAUUUAUUGAAGUUGUUUUGUUAAGUAUCGAGUAUUUACUUUAGUUGUUUGCACAUUUAGUCCAAUUUAAAGAUUGUAUUGCAUUAGUAUUAUUUAUUUUAGUUGUAUUAUUAUAUUAUAGAAUUGUUUUAGAAGAAACGGUCCUCGGGCCCUGGUGUAGAACUUGAUCCGUACAAGUUUUAGAAACCUUUUUUUUUAAGUGAUACACAAGUGAUGAACAGUUGGCCGGGUAUUCACUAAAGAACAUGUUAUGAACGACCCUUUUCACCAGCCAAAAAGAGUUGACAACUGCUAAGGGGCGAACAACUGUUCAUAGAAGAGCUUAAACACAGUCAUCAGUGAGCAUCAAAUUUCUUAAAUAAUUGUUAUUCAAAAAUUCAAAAUAUUUGGCAUUCCAUUACUUCUAUCUAUAGUUGCAGUUUGUCAUCAGUCAUCACAGCUACGUAUAUAUGUUUUUUGUAGGAACACGUUGCAUACUUAGUGAUUAUUACUUCUACGGUCUUUAUUCCAAAUACUGAAACAUAGAAGGAAGAUGUUAAUAUCAACACAUUUAAAGUAAACUAUUUGUUAUUAUAUCUCUGCUUGGAUACCACUGAUCGAGUGAAAAAUUCCAACAUUCGGAUUUGGAGUUAUAAUAAAUCUUUAAAAAUUAAGGAAAUACACAUAGAUGGUCAUCAUUUGAUAUAUCUGGAAUAUGAGAUCAACAUUUCAAAGAUUUAAACUAAAACUGUCUUUAUAACAAAAACGAUAUCUUCAUAUCAAAAUAUAAGCGUCAUUUGGUGUACUCUAUCGUUAUUUUAUAUGUGCACACAUUGAUUGAUCCUUUUUCGUGAACAAAAGAAAAGAGAAAAAUACAGAAGUGAACAUCUGUCCAGAAAAGUGAAAACGACAAUGGACAGCAAUAACGACAAGUCAAAACAGCCGCCUACACCACAGUUGAUCAGCACUACGGUCGAUAUCUAUCAGCUAUGCCGUCUUUGCCUGAACACAUUGCAAGCGGACGAAGGUAAGUCUGUGUUCAACAAUCAAGUGCCGUCUUUGCCGGAGAAGAUUUACCGUGUAUUCGGUGUGCGAAUAACUGAUGCAAAAGAUUUGCCAAAUAAACUUUGCUUAAAGUGUGUGCAAAAUACAGAACUGUGUUAUGGUCACAGAGAAACAUACAAACGUCAAGAACGUGUUCUAUAUGAUCUAUUGCAAAAAACAGCUGAUGAAAAAGAAAAAUAUUCGCCCAAAUCCGAAUUCAUGUAUAGCUCAGCCGAUUCAAACAAUUCGUCGUUGUCAGGUAUUGGGUCAGAUACACAAUAUGUUGAAAACGCUAAUAAUAUUGAUAACAUUACUUCAUCACCUCCGUAUGAAACAAAUGCUUCACUCGCGUCACAUGUUGAAGUAAUUCAAGAGUGUGAUGAAAUGGCGGCUGAAGUGACAAUAGCUCAUGAUUCAGAAGAAACUGUAUCCGAAGAUGACACUAUCUGUUUAGAAAAUAAUGCAGAAUAUGGUACAUACAACAAUGAUGAAAAUAUUAUUGUAGUAAAAACUGAACCUGGCAAUGAUACUGACGUAGAAUAUAAACACGAGGAUCGAAUGGGGUUGCUAUUAUUUGCAGCCAGACACAUUCAAGAAAUGACAACUGAAGGUGAUGAUUGGCAGGCACCCGGUAUUGCUCCCAAAGCAGCAACUGUAGUUCAUGGUAAUUUAUUAUCGUCUGACCAAAACUGCACAUUUUAUCAAACACAGGGAACAGUCGGACAAUAUUCCGAUGGCCAUCAAGUACAACAACAAGUAAUGAAUAUAAAUGCAUCACCCAACAUACCCAUCAUACCAAGAAAACGCAUUUCAAGAGAAUCGUCUGUUCAAAGAAUGUGCUCUAAUUGUGGAACGACAUGUUCAACUAUAUGGCGACGAUUAAAAGAAGAUCCUGUGUGCAACGCAUGUGGUUUGUACUACAAACUUCAUGGAAAGAUCAGACCACCAGCAAUGCGACGUGAUACCAUUCAUACCAGACAGCGCAGGAAAAUUUCUAACAAGGUUAUUGACAUAAGCAUGAAUAAGAAAAAAUAUAAAAAGAGAGAAACCGCAACUAUAAAAAUAGAACCAGAAGAAGAAUGUGAAGUUGAACAAGCUGAAUCAUCCAACUCGGUGGCUGUUGAAAUGAUCAUUGAAGAACCCGUUUAUAACGAAACACCGUAUAAUCUUGCCAACAAAUAAUUGUCCCGUUUAUGUGGCAAUGUUCCCCAUAAUUGUGUAUGACUUAGUUUAUAAGCCAUAUAUUUAUGUAAUUAUCAAAUUUGUCUUUGUGUUCUUGUGCCAAAAGGUUUCUUACA
This is a messenger RNA of Adelges cooleyi (spruce gall adelgid), 2467 nucleotides long. RefSeq lists its product as uncharacterized. Gene Ontology annotation, biological process: negative regulation of transcription by RNA polymerase II; cell fate commitment; positive regulation of transcription by RNA polymerase II. NCBI's taxonomy places the organism in Eukaryota, Metazoa, Arthropoda, Insecta, Hemiptera, Adelgidae. The transcript is spliced from 4 exons. Gene Ontology annotation, molecular function: RNA polymerase II cis-regulatory region sequence-specific DNA binding; zinc ion binding; DNA-binding transcription factor activity, RNA polymerase II-specific. The record is from RefSeq and is a predicted model, not a curated record. Bases 1038 to 2351 code for a protein of 437 amino acids. Gene Ontology annotation, cellular component: nucleus.